This is a messenger RNA of Metarhizium album ARSEF 1941, 1200 nucleotides long. RefSeq names its product Adenylosuccinate synthetase. NCBI's taxonomy places the organism in Eukaryota, Fungi, Ascomycota, Sordariomycetes, Hypocreales, Clavicipitaceae. The transcript has 18 exons. Gene Ontology annotation, molecular function: adenylosuccinate synthase activity; nucleotide binding. Gene Ontology annotation, biological process: 'de novo' AMP biosynthetic process; IMP metabolic process. The record is from RefSeq and is a predicted model, not a curated record. Bases 1 to 1200 code for a protein of 399 amino acids. Gene Ontology annotation, cellular component: cytoplasm.
AUGCACCAUUUCGCUGACCACUGUUGCCACAGCGCCAACGGCGUCUCGUACAGCUUUCACCUGCUCCCUUCCGGUCUCAUCAACCCGAAGUGCACCAACUUCAUCGGCUCCGACGUGAGCUUCCACGUCCCUUCGUUUUUCUCAGAAUUGAAGCAGCUUGACGAGAAAGGACUCUCCGAUGUCUACAGCCGGAUCUUUGUGUCUGACAGGGCCCAUAUCAACUUUGACCUUCACGCCGCCGUCGAUGGUCUCGAGGAGAUCGAGCUAGGAGCGCAAGAUCGGCACCACUGGCCGCGGGAUUAUAAGUCCACCUUGUUCAUGCCCUUGACAACUCAAGCUAACUUUACUGUGAACGGACCCUCGUACAGUACCAAGGCUGCCAGGAGCGGAAUUCGAUUAGCCGACGUGUUCGACCAAGAAUUAUUCGAAGCAAAACUGCGUCGACUAGCUUAUGGCUACAAGGCCCGAUACGGCGAUCUGCUCAAGUACGAUGUCGACGAGGAGAUUAAGCGAUUCCGCGGAUACCGUACGGAGCUCGCAAAAUAUGCCAUUGACGGUUUAAGCUUUAUGCAUUCUGCACAAACGAGCGACAUGAACAUGAUUAUCGAGGGUGCAAAUGUUCGUGCUCUCAUCUCCCAGGAGGCUGUAAUGCUCGACAUCUCGAUGGGAUCAUACCCCUAUGUCACUUCGUCCAACACCACAAUUUCUGGCAUCAUUGCCGGCUUGACGCUCAACCCCAAGAACAUUACGGAGACCAUCGGGGUGGUUAAAGCCUGGUCGGAACGAAGCUCCAGGAGAUUGGCCGCGAAUGGGGAACAUCCACAGGCCGAAGACGUCGCUGUGGCUGAUCUCGUUGUAGUGAAGCAUGGUCACAUGAUCAAUUAUUACACCUCGUUGAACUUGACCAAGCUCGACGUACUCGAUUCCUUCGAGACAAUCAAGGUAGCUAUUGCGUACAAGGACAAGAGCACAGGCAAGGAGCUUGACUGCUAUCCGGCGGACCAUAACACACUCGAUAACGCCGAAGUCGUCUACCACGAAAUGCCUGGGUGGAAGAAGCCGACAACCAGCGCCCGGACAUACUACGACCUUCCCAAGCAGGCCCGGGAUUAUGUCGAGUACAUUGAGAAGUUUGUUGGAGUCAAGAUAAAAUGGAUCGGCACCGGUCCCGACCGCGAAGAUAUGAUUACGCGUGGCUAG